AUGAAGCUUUCUGCCGUUGCUGCUCUCCUUGCCCUUUCGGGCGCCUCUGCCUACACCACACCCAGCCGUGCUUCCCUUCGAAGCAUGGGACAGAAGUCUGUUGGCGUUAGCAGUGGACCCCAGCGCAAUGCUGGCUCCACCUUGAAGAUGGAAGAUUUCGGUCUCUUCAAGGGCACCAAAUUGAGCUUUGAUGAUGCGUGGGCUGGUGAGGUUGUCAUCUCCGAGAGUGCCUUGGAGUCCAAGCUUAACGAGGACGGUCUGCGAUUCCGAAUGAACAGAACCCCAGAGGAAGCCGCCGAGUGUGGAGACAUGUACGACCUUCCCGGAUUCACUGUCAACCUCCCCUUGAUUGGAGAGACCUACCUUGGACCUCCCAAGGUUGCUGACAUCUGGGAAGCUAUUGGUUUCACUGCCACAUCCAACAACGAGGCCCGACAACAAGAAAAGCUGAAGGCCAUUGAAAAGGCCCGCAACUCCAACAAGGGUGUCUUGAACGGACCCGGAAAGGAAAUCCGUGCCGAAUGGCUCGAGAAGUACGGAUACCCCCGUCUGGUAGGAUCUGGAGGUAUCUUCUACGCUGAUCAGCUCUCCACCGACAAGCAGCCCAUGGGAGGAUUCAACAUGGGAAAGAGUGGAAGCAUCUGGCCCGUUCCCGAAGUUGUUGAAGAAGGACAAUACGGAGGAGAGAAAGGAUGGGGAAUGAAAAAGGCCGGACGUGCCGUCGAUGAUCUUCCCCCAAACACCAAGUUCUAA
Molecule: messenger RNA, 753 nt
Organism: Seminavis robusta
Lineage: Eukaryota; Bacillariophyta; Bacillariophyceae; Naviculales; Naviculaceae
Source: the annotation of a GenBank genome assembly